AUGCCAGGGGAGAUUUUGCACUACCUUUAUAAACACUGCCCGCAAGCAAGUGUCCAUAUAGCUAGCUCAAAAGUUGCACUAUGUGAGAAAAUAAACCACAACCAUUCAUCGGCACCUCAACUCUCCGGUAUCCGUUCAAUCGAAGCUGAGUGGUACGACGGAGAGUAUGAUAGGCCAAUCAGGCCAAGUUCAACUGCAAGCUAUCCUGCGCAAUUAAACGACAUCGUUUAUCGAAGUCACAAUCUCGAAAGUCUCAAGUUGGUCAGCAUAGGAAGAUGGAGACCGCUUCACUUUAGCCGAAUUCGCUAUAGCGACAUCCCACCUCAUUUCGAAAGGAGGGAACUCGAAGCUCGGAAGAAUCAGAGAGGCCUAAUUACGUUAAAAGAAGGGAAUGUUCUACCUCAGGUCAAAAAUAUUCACUUUGACAGUAUGAGAUUUGGACCACUUCAGAGCACGUUAUGGGCCACACAACUACAAUGGCAAACCAUCAAAUAUCUCUCCUUAAUCGCCGUCGAUUGGAUCCACUUGCUGCCAAAGAUCACUCUGCCUGGCUGCUUCCAUGCGCUAGAAAAUCUACAGAUGAGCAUUCCGAACUCGCAUUCUGGAUAUGAAAGAGACUGCCCUGCAUAUACUGAACGGGUAGAGCAAUUCCACAGCUUUCUUAAAGAGCUCCCACCCUUGAAAAUGUUUAUCGGGUAUGGAUUUCCGCAAAAGACUCUAGAGGUAUUGGCAGAAUGCCAUGCCAAAUCUCUUCAACACCUCCGAUUUAGAUAUGGAUUAGGCAGGGCAAAAUGUUCUGAGAACAAAUGUACCCCUGUCAGCAUUCAUAACCUCAUCAAUCUAGCCGAUCAACUGCCUAACCUACUUUCUCUUGGUGUUAAUUUGAGCUUAACGCCUGACGAGGACUUGGUGAGUAUCCACGCUAUUAUUUUACUAUUAAUAGAAGCUUUCCGACAUCCCAGUCGCUAA
Penicillium expansum is the source of this 969-nucleotide messenger RNA. RefSeq lists its product as uncharacterized. The record is from RefSeq and is a predicted model, not a curated record. NCBI's taxonomy places the organism in Eukaryota, Fungi, Ascomycota, Eurotiomycetes, Eurotiales, Aspergillaceae. The coding region runs from base 1 to 969 and encodes 322 amino acids. The transcript has a single exon.